Durusdinium trenchii is the source of this 1515-nucleotide messenger RNA. Lineage: Eukaryota; Dinophyceae; Suessiales; Symbiodiniaceae. The record is from the annotation of a GenBank genome assembly.
ACAAAACCAUCCUUACAUCGAACUUUGAACGAAUUCAAGAUCCCCGGCAUGACGAUGCGCAUGAUCUUUAGUAUGCAAGGCUUCAAUCGCCUCACCUCCAUUGCCAUCGGAGGAGCUGCUGGCUAUGCCUUUACCAACCCAGACGUGGACAACGUCUAUGAUCUCUUCCCGCUUCAGAAGCCACCUCCCUAUGCUUUCCUGAACCUGUACAAAGUCAAGGAAGAGGAGAAACAUGAGUUCGAGCAAAGCUGGAAGGAAGUGGCAAAGUUUAACCAGCGACAAGAAGGGUAUUUGUUCACCAGGUUCAUGAAGGCAGAUCCACGUGCAGAAGGCUAUGAAAAUCGGACGUACGACUACAUCGACAUCGUGCAGUGGACCACCGGUGAUGCCCAACGACGUGCAUCACUGAGGACUGCCUACGUUGAAUUGGAGAAGAAGAUGCCUGGAGAACGAAUGGCGGCCCCGAUGAUGUUCAGCCAAGUGGUCGACGAUACGCAAAAGACUCCGACCUAAGUCGGCCCAGCGCCCAGCGCCCGUGAGGCGAUUUUCGCGGCGCUCGACGACGCAGCGACGCAGUGCAGCAGCGCUUCGGGAAAGAACACAUGAAAAGGGUCACUGGCCGGGCUGUGGGAUAGUUGUGAUAGUUUCGGAAGUAUGAAAGGAGGGUUGCUUGAAGCUUGAGAGGAUAAUUAGACUCAUUCAUGGAUGUUCAAUUGCUUUUGCGAAUGGUUGGAUGUUAAAAAAGAUAAUCAGAAGAUAUUAGAAGUGGGUUUGAUCCGAAUGGACCCAAUCAAGGGGCAACCUCGCUUCAAGUUGUCUUCAUCUCAGGUCUAAGGGAGUUGGACGCUUCUGAAGAAGGGCUAGGCAGCCUUGUUUUGCAGGCUGCCACGAAAAACUGGCUCCUGGCCGGAUCGCGGUUGCAUGUUGUUCAUCGUGGGAAGCACCGGUGGUUGGAGCAUUUCAGGUGGUUCCGCAAUGGCUGGGGCCCACAGCGGCUGGAAGGAUCGUCGGGUCGCGCAUGUGAAGAAUCGUUGACUGGUGCGAGUUCCGCGCAUUCCUCACCAUGAUGCACCUCUGGAAGACACCUUGGAGCUGUAGCAUGAGGGAUCAGUGGCCCUUAAGGGAUCAGUGGCCCUUAUAACGUUAUUUUUCUUGACAUAACUUCUAAUUCUUGUGGACCAGUUCCAUUGGACACCCUUUGGGGCAGUCCUGGUAUGUUCCGAUGUGUUUCACGAACCUCAUACAAAGAUCAUCGAUAUGGCCUUCCCCUCAAAGGAAGAAGCGUGGGACAUCAUGAGGUUGGUAAACAGAUCAGGCAACCCAUGGAAUAUCCUUGGUGAUGCAAGCAGUGGUUGCUUCAUCUCCCUGGUGGUUGUGUCGGGGUUGUUCUGUCAACAGGAGCUUAGGUCUGUGGGGAUUUGUUGCAGGCUGUGUUGUGGCACCCCUUUGAUGCACUGCACCACCGAAGCAACGCAGCCGUGCUCUAGGCGCCACUGCUGCAGCUAGAGGUUCAAC